AUGGAUCCCACUCUACGGGCAGUGCUGGGCCAUGGCGGAGGCGACGGCGGGGCGAGGGAAGGAGAAGGAGGCGCCGCGCGCUACCGGGGCGUGAGGAAGCGGCCGUGGGGCAGGUACGCGGCCGAGAUCCGCGACCCGUGGAAGAAGACGCGGGUGUGGCUGGGCACGUUCGACACCCCCGUGGAGGCCGCCCUCGCGUACGACCGCGCCGCGCGCACCCUCCGCGGCGCCAAGGCCAAGACCAACUUCCCCGACCACGCCGCCCAGCAGCAGCUGCAGCACCUCCAUCUGGCGCCGCUCCUGCGUCAGCCACCGCCGCAGCCCGUCUCGUUCGGAGGCGUCGACGUCGACGGCCCUACUCCGUGGCAUUUCGUCUACUUGCAGGCCCCGACAACGGCCGCGGCCGCCCCGCUUCCCCCGACUGCAGGUGCAGCGAUGCCGAUGGCAACCGAGCCACUGUCAACGGCGCUGGAGCUGGGCAGGGGACAAAGGCGCGGCAGCCUCCCCUUCGACCUCAACCAGGCGCCGUCAUGCUGA
Molecule: messenger RNA, 537 nt
Organism: Miscanthus lutarioriparius
Lineage: Eukaryota; Viridiplantae; Streptophyta; Magnoliopsida; Poales; Poaceae
Source: the annotation of a GenBank genome assembly